Oldenlandia corymbosa var. corymbosa is the source of this 429-nucleotide messenger RNA. NCBI's taxonomy places the organism in Eukaryota, Viridiplantae, Streptophyta, Magnoliopsida, Gentianales, Rubiaceae. The record is from the annotation of a GenBank genome assembly.
AUGCAGCCCCUUAUAAUUAAUGGAGUAGAAUCGCAGCCUGUUGUAAAAGAUUGCAUUGUACCCCUUGCGGAAACCCUAAUUGAACUCCCUACGGAAACCCUACCAGCACGCACGGUGGAAGCUUUGGAUGGGGGCUCAACUUCAGGGUUAACGAUGCAAGAGAAAAAGGAUCAUGUUGUUGAUAUUCCAGAUAAUCCUCCUUUGAUACAAUCGAAUGCAUUCGAGAUUCUCCAAAACAUUGAUGAAUCUGGCAAUGUUGAGGAACUUGUCCACGGUAAAGCUCAGUCUUUGGAAGUCAAAGGCAAAGAAAUUGAGAAAGCAAAUACUGAUGGAAAUGGGGAAAGGCAAUUGGCUUUUUCUGGCAAUGGUGAUGGGCUUACUUCGGGGAACCCUGUCGCCAAGUGUGGCUCAUUCUUUGCUUUGCCAUGA